Suillus bovinus is the source of this 828-nucleotide messenger RNA. RefSeq lists its product as uncharacterized. Lineage: Eukaryota; Fungi; Basidiomycota; Agaricomycetes; Boletales; Suillaceae. The transcript is spliced from 7 exons. The record is from RefSeq and is a predicted model, not a curated record. The coding region runs from base 1 to 828 and encodes 275 amino acids.
AUGUCAGAGGAGCAACAAUCUUGUGGCGAAAGACACAAACAACCCAUGGAUGCCCUUCAACUCAGCCCCGGGAAAAGGACUGCAGCCAAUCCAUUGGUUCACUAUGGACAUCAUUUCGGGCGGACAGUGCAUGCUCUUUGUAACUUUCAAGCUCUUCUUACAAAUGGGAUUUUACGAAUGGGCGAAUUGGCAGAGACUCCAGAAGAAAACUUCACAACUGAGUACUUCUGGGAGCAUCAUGUAUUCCAAGAGCUCCUGAAGUCUGUGGCUGGCCUGGAGGAGCACUUGAUGCAGGGUGGAGAUGAUGAGGUUGAUGCCGUUGUGGAGUUGCUCACUAAAGGCGCAUCUGGAGCGAGGGGCGAUGAUACCAAAAGUCUCAAAGGCAGCGUGCUAGACUGGAUUACUCUAAAGGGACAGAAUCUAAUUCCUCCUCUUGCUCGCAAUGUAAAGAUUGACCGUGGUUUUCACCAUGAACAGACAAGUGCACUACUUUGUCCUGCCAGCCUGGACUGGUCUCACUCAGAGACAAAAGCCAAGUUACAAAGUGGCAAGAUUGUCGUGACUGGAGACCAGUGGCCACUAUUCCUGUAUGCAGAUUACUACUACAAUCCUGAGGAUCCCUGGAACGGUCUGUUUCAAAGUGCCCUGUUGGUCUGUGCGUAUAAACACGUCUUUACCUCUCCUAGUUCUGUGGACAAAGAGCCGAAGGCGACUCAUUCGGACACUGUGACCAACUCAGAAAGAUUCUACAACUCUAUUUUGGAUGUAUUCAAAGAUCCAGAGGAGAGACAGGAGAUGGAUGACCUUGCAGUGUGGUGGAAUAGGUGA